GUUUUUAUCCCCAACAGUAUAAUUGGCAGAAGAGUACGCGCAGUUUUUAACAUCACCAACCUCAAAUAUAACCCGUCCCUCCACGCAGCCUGUCAUGCUGCGAGCUGGUCUUCGAUCUUCGAGGGCGUUGGGUCUCAGACCCAACGUUGUCAGUCCUGGACGUCAAUGGAGAGCACAAAAUGCCCGGGUGAUUUCGGAUACUAUGGUAUGGAGCUUCAAGAUAUCCUAUUUCGGACAAUUGAUUGGUGUAAUGAAUGCUGAUAGCUGUUGGGUUUUCAGAGAAGCUAUGCCGAUAAAUCAAGUAUAUCAGAUUCGAGGCCUCCAGUACUCCCUGGAUCUGCCAGCGCGGCUACAUCCGAACCACUCCCACCUGGAGCUGUAGCAACUCCAAAUUCAGCUGCUCCAACCCCAGCAACUCCAACCUCUUCCACAAUUCCUGCAGAAAAUGUCCCUCUUACGCCCCCGCCUCCAGGACCAACCCCUCCAUCUUCGAGCCCACCACCUCCCGCGCCAAAGCCAAAGAGACGCUUCUUCCGCAAAUUCUUUACAACGUUAUUUCUGUUGACUACGUUGGGCUUUGGUGGAGGGGUUUACUAUUCCCGGAUCAAUGAUAACUUCCAUGACUUCUUCACGGAAUAUGUACCUUUUGGAGAGGAUGCGGUUCUUUACUUUGAGGAACAGGAAUUCCGAAAACGUUUCCCUUUGAUUUCAAGUCGAGCUUCAAGGCCUCCUAGAGAUACUGGUGAACAGGUUAAAAUUCCAAGCCAAAGUGGUGUAUCAUGGAGGGUUGCAAAUGAAAACAAGGACUCUACCGGACGACACACUAGUUCGGCGAAGGACAAGGCAAAGCCAUCAGAAGCCGUUCAAACACCACAUGAUUCAAAACCAGCCGAUAGAGUCAAGGUAGUUGAGCAAGUAAAGAGUGGAAAUUCUCCAGUAAAGAACUCCCCAGCUCCAUCAGCUAAUCCAGAACCUAAGCCAAGCAACGUUCAAAAGGAUCCAGAAGUCAAUGAGCCAUCCAGAGCAUACAAGAAAAUUGAGCGAAUUGACCCCAUUAACAUUCCUAACGGAAACGAGCCUGUGGUCCAGGAAUUGGUUAAGAUUAUGAACGAUAUCAUUGCGGUUGUCAAUGCCGACAAUGCAAAUGCUAGAUUCACAUCUACUAUGGACAAGGCAAAGGCAGAAUUGAACAGAGUCGGAGCCAAGAUAUUGGCUAUGAAGGAUGCAGCUUUGAAGGAAGCUGACGAGAAGAUCAAAUCUUCCGAUGCGGAAUUUGAUCGGGCUGCUAUGCAACUCUUGCAAAACUUCAAAAAUCAACAAGCAGAGCAAGAAGCUCAAUUCAGAGCUGAAUAUGAAGCCGAACGCAAGAGGAUUCAUGAGAACUAUGAGCAAAAGCUCAAGUCGGAGCUUGAUCGCGCAAAUGAGGUGAAUGAGAAAACACUCCGGAACAAUUUGGCAGAACAAGCUCUUGAACUUAAACGUGCAUUUUUGGCUGAUGUCAAGAACCGUGUUGAAGAAGAACGAGAAGGCCGCCUUGGCAAGCUUUCUGAGCUAACUAACACCGUUAAUGACCUCGAGAAGCUUACUGGUGACUUCAACACCGUCGUGGACCAAAACCUCAAGACUCAACAUCUUCAUGUUGCUGUCGAAGCUGUCCGGGCUAACCUUGAGAAGUCUCAAAUCCCACGACCCUUCACAAGAGAACUUGCUGCCCUGAAGGAAAUUGCGUCUGAUGACCCAGUUGUCAAUGCUGCAAUCGCAUCUAUCAAUCCAGUCGCUUACCAAAAGGGUGUUCCCAGCUCAGCUGCGCUCAUCGAUCGUUUCCGUCGUGUCGCAUCUCAAGUUCGCAAAGCUUCAUUGUUACCUGAGGAGGCGGGUGUCGCCAGUCACGCUUCAAGUUACGUAUUGAGCAAGCUUCUUUUUAAGAAGAAGGGUUUGGCAACCGGUGAUGAUGUAGAGAGUAUCUUGACUCGGACGGAGACUUACCUUGAAGAGGGUGAUCUGGAUGGUGCAGCUAGAGAAAUGAAUGGAUUGAAGGGGUGGGCAAAGACUUUAAGUAAGGAUUGGUUGGGCGAGGUUAGAAAGGUUCUUGAGGUUCAGCAGGCUCUUGAUGUAAGGUUUUCUUUUCCGUCACCUUCACGUUCAUACAACGUUACAAUUACUAACAACUCGCAGGUAAUUGCAACAGAAGCAAGAUUACAAAGUUUGAGAGUCGAAUAGAGAAAUAACAAAAUUGAUUUCUAUUACCUCUGUACAUGAAAUUCAAUGGUGGCGAAAAGACAAGAUUACCACGUACUUGUUGGUGGAGAGAUCAGUCGGUCAUUAAUUUAGACUGUUUGUAGAAGUACGGAUAGUAAAAUUAGAAUAUAUGUACUUUAUUACCACUGAUCGUCUGGUAUUGAACCAAUUUAUUGCCUCUGUGUGAGAUGGAGGGUGGGUUUGAAUCAUCGGAUGGUGCCAAAUUGAGUCGGU
This is a messenger RNA of Sclerotinia trifoliorum, 2472 nucleotides long. NCBI's taxonomy places the organism in Eukaryota, Fungi, Ascomycota, Leotiomycetes, Helotiales, Sclerotiniaceae. The record is from the annotation of a GenBank genome assembly.